UCUCUUAAUCCCCCAAAUCUCUCCAAAGUAUCAAAUACUAUCCCACAUAUUCCCCACCUUUACAAAAUCCCCUCAAACACUAAUUACCAUUAUAACUGCUCCCACCCUCCAACUGCCGCAACCACCUUCCUCCGCCCAUGGACUCCUUCGCCUCCACCUCGUCCCCGCCAGACCACCCACCUGACUCCCCGUUUGAGGUGACCCAAGUCACCCAACCGGUGGUGGACCGGAUACUCAGGGCACUCGGCCACCCCCUCCGCCUCCUCCACCGGUCGGAAUCCGACUUCUUCGUGAUGGGCGCCACGGGAAACGUCUACACCGUGACCUUGUCCACCACCCCCUCUUGCUCCUGCCCCGACCGUACGACCCCGUGCAAGCACAUACUCUUCGUGUUCAUCCGCGUCUUGGGCCUCCCUCUCGACGACGCGUGUCUCAGACGACGGACCCUCCGCCCGUGCCAGCUCAACCGCCUGCUCACCACCCCCACGACUGCCGAAACCCUAGCUGGUGACGGCGUUCGCGAGGUGUUUCACCGGUUGUACUUCCAGCGAGCAAGAGAGGUGGCGGUGAGGAGAGAGGAAGUGGAGAGAGAAGAAGGAGCGACGUGUCCGGUAUGUCUGGACGAGAUGGGUAGGGGGGAGAAGGUGGUGGCGUGCGGGACGUGCCGGAAUCCAAUCCACGAGGAGUGUUUGUUGAGGUGGAAGAGGACUACGAGGAGGAGGACGGCGUCGUGUGUGAUCUGCAGGGCAAGGUGGAGGAAUAUUGCAAAUCAGGAGACUUAUUUGAACCUCUCGGCUUAUGUUAGCAGCGACGAUGACAUGGCUGACCAAGGAAGAAAUAGUAGUAGUCUUUGUGGUGGUUGAGUUGUAAGUUAUGGGAUAGUUCAUUUGUAAAAACACAUGCAUAAUAAGAUGUAGAAUUUCAGAUUUGAGAAGACAUCGAUUAGGGUUCAACAAUUUUCUUUUAAAUGAAGGUAGCUAGGAAGUGUGUUAAGCUGUAUAAUUUCAUCUAUUUUUCUCUUCUCG
This is a messenger RNA of Rhododendron vialii, 1025 nucleotides long. RefSeq lists its product as uncharacterized. The record is from RefSeq and is a predicted model, not a curated record. The coding region runs from base 138 to 863 and encodes 241 amino acids. Lineage: Eukaryota; Viridiplantae; Streptophyta; Magnoliopsida; Ericales; Ericaceae. Gene Ontology annotation, molecular function: zinc ion binding; ubiquitin protein ligase activity. The transcript has a single exon.